Heterotrigona itama is the source of this 1601-nucleotide messenger RNA. Lineage: Eukaryota; Metazoa; Arthropoda; Insecta; Hymenoptera; Apidae. The record is from the annotation of a GenBank genome assembly.
CACAGUCAUGCGAUCUUAUCCAAUCCGCCGAAUAGUUAGGGUGGUUUAAAACAGCUUCAGGGCGCACGCCUACGGAAUUCUAGAUUCCGAACACAUGCUUCGUGUCUGUCGUCGAUGACGUUUAGUCGGAGUUUCGCUUCCGUCUCGUUGAUUCUUCGUUACGAUUCAGGCUCGGGAUCGUAUCUAUCUGAAGGAUGUCGUCUCUGCAAUCGUGCAAUCAACGAGGAUAUAUUCCUCCGUCGAAUCGUUUAGAUUCGCAGCUGUGAUCAUCAAUUAGAAAUCAAAGGUAAUCCCUCUGGGCCAGACAGAAGAAUGUUGAUAGGACGUCGAGGAUUCAACAGGUACUGUUCGGAGGGAGUCUGAAUUCGACGCGUGCGAGAAUGUUAACGUAGCUUUUCAUUCUAAUAAAAAAAAAAGGCCCCGCGUUUUACGUAACACUGUUUCAAUAAUUGCCACCUGAAUCUUGCAAGCUGAUCCAGGAUAAAAUAACGUUGACCUAUUUGGGCCCGGUGCUUCCUCCAACAAACUCCACUGCAAUGAAGCGAAAUUAAAGACCAACCGAGUGCAUCAGUGCAGAAGAACUUACGGAUUUGCAAGUGCGCUACAUGAAAACGAACGAUGAAGCGCUAUCGAAUUUGGAGCCGACCAGCGCGGAUAAAGCGGACAAGAAUGAAGAACAAUCUGUCGUGCACGAACCGUUGGAUUUAAUCGCCAAAUCGACACCAGACAUCGAUGUAUCGGAUACGAAAGUAAUUCAAGAAAACCCUCAAUUCAGCCUGGAACUUCCGCCGACGUUACACGAACGGUUUAUGCGAAUCAAACAAAUGGUCAAAGAUGCCGUAACUGCACAUCACACGUUCAUGAUUUACGGAAGGGCGCGAGUGAUUCGGGAAUGUAUGCUAAAGCGAGGAUGGUGCGAAAAGUUCUUCAGAAAGAACGCCGAGCAACAUUUGAACGUGGACGCAAGUCCUGUUGUAUUGCUGGCUGGCAUCGGCGAUUUGAAAGAUCAGCAAAGCGAACGCCAAUUGAUCUCUCGAAUGCUCACUAAUCACACCGUGGACUUCCUCUGGAACACCGGAUCGGACUGGCCCGGUUGGCCAGCGCAGGACAAUAAAACAACGAUUUUUAACAGAUACUGCCGGGCAGGAUUCACCUCGAAGGUGGGUUUGUGUUCGAACGUCAGACAAAUGCACUGGUAUUACGAGGCUGGAGUGGCGAACACCCUUUUCCCACGUUGCUACAAUUUAUGCCAGGGCGAUCAGAUGCACGCUUUCAUCGAAGAUUUUCGAUUCACAGCGUGUCUAGGCCUGUUAAAAUGGUUAGUUAGCAAGAUCAACGAUGAAGGUGAGAGCGCGGUUAGAGCAGCGACUGGCACGGUGCCUUCGAAGGCUUUAGAAUUUGCGAUUAAGCGAUGCAGCGACUACAUCAGUGCACAAUCGCACGAGGAUAUCGAUCAAGAAAUGGAAAGGGUCUGGGCGCAUCAGUGGGAUCAGUUCAUCAGCUGGUACUAUCAGAUCGUUCACGGUCAAGCUCUUUUCAUUCGAAACAACGUGCCAUUUCAAGUAAGCGACUCGAUCUCCGUCGACAUCGCUGAGAAGUAA